AUGCUGUCCGUAAGAUCCAUGGAGGAUAGGCUGUUCAACUUCAAAUCUAUUAAAGAGAAAUUUGAGAAAACGAGGGUGGGUGGCGGAGUCCAGAGGAGCGCCACGCAUGCUGAAAUGCCACACCGAGGGGGCACCAUCGCCGAAAGGUUGGCAGCACUGCAGGCGGCCGGCGCGAAUGACUGGCGAGCCCGCGUCUGCCGACUCAGCCCCGAAAGGGAAGACUCUAAAGCCAUCGAGAGAGCCAAGAACCGCAUCAACGCCGUGUUGUCCUCUUUGCCUUAUAAGGUGGCGCGCGGCCCUUGCCUUAACGAGCGCUGUCGGGAGGAGGUCGGCAGCGAGUCUAGGUGCGGCUUCGGGGACUUUUCGGGCGGCCGUAGCAAGCGGGUCGAGUGCUUGGCUACGUCGGCGAUCCGGCCGCUUUGCCAGACCAUCGGGCACCGGCAGUCAGUUGUUUUGGCGGCCUCGGUCAACGUGCGCGCGCGCAUCACCGCCAUACGCAUACCAAUUGUCCCGCGCCUCCAAACGCAACCAGCUGGACUUAACUUUGGUUCUGUUAUUGGAGAGUUAAAAAGUAAAACUAGGAGCGCGAACGGCGGCUUGAAGCCUGUCUUCAGGAAGUUCGAAACCGAUGUCGUGGACAAUGUACAGGAAUCGCUAAAUUCUGUGGAGGACAAAAAGAAAGUUCACAUAGAUGAAAAUGAAUUGGGGUCCAACAUCUUGGCUGAUAGAAGAAACAAACUUGAAACUGCCGCACAGGGUUGGCGCAAACGCGUGCCGCAGAGCGACGCCUCGCUGUUCACCGUGGCCGGCCGGCUCGAGAGGGACAAGGUCACGACCGCAACGCCCCCCCUGACCCCGCCGCCCGUUGCGCCGCAGGUCGCCUCGCCCGGAAUCCCGCCGCCGAAUAAGUUUAGGUCCCGCAAAGCGCCAACGUCGCCGACGAACGGCUUCGCGUCGGGCCCACUUCGCUCGGCUUCGUGCGCCGUCGUAGGCGCCGCGGAAGCCCAGCCGAAGGAGGCGCCGCGGGUGGACCGCGAGUCCUUCAAGCGGAGCCAUUCAGUCAGCGAGAGCAUCAGCAGGCUCGAUGAGAACGAGGAGUCUCCCGGAGCGGAGAAGACGGGAAGCGCUGUGCGCAUUCCUAAGGCCGAUGACGAGACCUUCCACGCGUUCUUCGCGCCGCUGCAGGCCAGGGAGGGCGCGCCCGCCGAGCUGGACCUGGACCUCGACCUGGACGCCAUCGACAGCGGAUCGAGGCAGCUGCUCGCCGGCGAGUGGGCGCGCCGCGCUAAAAGGGAGCGUCGGCACGCGGCCUCGCGCAACCCGCUGCGCGCCCUGGCCGCCCGCACCGACCUCCGCCAGGAGUACCUCGCCCAGCCGAACACGAUCCGCGACCAGCUCGUCAAGGAGAGGGCGACGGCCAACUGCGGCUUAGCAGCAGAGGCCCUGGCCGCGUUGGCUAGCAAAGAGGACUUCUCCAGCGUGGCCCUGAGGAGUGCUUCCUCCGCCAAUAUCCCGAGCCACGGCACCAAACCGCUCAUGCUGCUACACGUCAAGGGAAGGAGACGAGUGCAGACAAGACUAGUUGAGCCAGUGCACGCGAACGUCAAUCGUGGCGAUUGCUUCCUACUGGUUACUCCCGACCAAGUUUUCUUGUAUAUUGGACUGUAUGCCAAUGUGAUCGAGAGGAAUCGUAGUACCGACAUCGCUUUACACAUUCACAACACCAAAGAUCUCGGUUGCAAGAACUCGAUGGGGGUGAUCAAGAUCGACGAGCAAACCAAGAACUAUUCGAACAAACAUUGGAACCAGUUCUGGUCGCUGCUCCGAGUCACGGAAGGCGUCGAGGACUACAAGCCGGUCGAAGCCGGCCACGCCGAUGAGGACGAGAUCUUCGAGUCCUGCAUAGUCCAGACCAACAUGUGCUACGAGGUGGCGGACGACGAGCUGGUGCCGAUAAAGGAGUACUGGGGCCAAGUGCCGAGGAUCGCGAUGUUGCACCAGACGAAGAUCAUCGUGUUCGACUUCGGCUCGGAAAUGUACAUAUGGUUCGGGAAGAACGUGCCGCUCGAGAGCAGGAGGCGGGCGGCCCAGCUUGCCCAGGAGCUCUACGACGACGGCUACAACUACGAGGAGUGUCACGUCAACCCACUCAAUGCGGCGGUAUACCAAGGAGCCAGGGAGGAAUCCACCCCGCUGGUGAAAGCGUCCAAAUCCAGACCCGAGUGGACGAUACUGUCCAAAGUGACGCAGCACAUGGAGACGAUACUAUUCAAAGAGAAGUUCCUCGACUGGCCCGACUAUUCCCGCGUCAUAAAAGUGAAGCCGCAAGAGAACAAGUCGAACAGCGUCGAGAUAGCCCCCUGCGAUGCCGAGGAAAUGUGGUCGAACGAGUACCAAGACCCCGAUCUCAUAUUGGAGGGGUCGCAUCUCGGACGCGGCACGCACUAUUACGACAAGGACUCGAUGCGGCAUUACGAUAUAAAAACGAAAUCCGUCUGCAAGUGGGUGAUACAGGAGUACGACUACCAGAAGGUGGAGAACGCAUCGGACGUAGGCGAUUUCUACUCGGGCGACAGCUACAUCAUCCGAUGGGAGUACCAGAUCACGGUCACCGGUCGCGAGUUGAACGGGAAACCGUCCAAACACAAUUUGACCGGCAGGGACCGCUGCGCGUACUUCUGCUGGCAGGGGAGGGACGCGUCCUCCAACGAGAAGGGCGCCGCGGCGCUCCUCACGGUGGAGCUGGACAGGGAGAGGGGGCCCCAGGUGAGGGUCGCCCAGGGGGCGGAGCCGCCCGCCUUCCUCAACCUCUUCAACGGCGACCUGGUGAUCCACCAGGGUAAGAAGGGGACCCACGGCGGACGCUUCAAGCUGUUCGUGACCCGUGGCAACGUUCCGAACGAAGCGUACCUGCUGCAAGUGCCGUGCUCCGUCAGGCAACUGCGCAGCCGCGGCUCGCUGCUGCUCGUCGACACGGAGAACGCGCACCUGUACAUCUGGCACGGCAGCCGGAGCCUGAAGCACACGAAGGGCGUCGCGAUCGAGCUCGCCAACAAGCUGGUGGCGCGCGCGUCCGCACAGCUCUUCGGCGGGAGGGCGGCCGAAGUGAGGAUAACGGAGGUAAAGGAGGGGGAGGAGCCGAAGGAGGUGCUGGACGCGCUCGGCGUGGCGAACAAGCAGUACUACAACUCGGUGCUGUGCGCGCGCGACGCGAGCGGCGACACCACGCUGCGGCUGUUCCACUUCACGGACCUCGGCGGGCAGUUCGAGGCGAACGAGGUGCUAUCGCCGCUGCGACACGAACAACUUGUCACGCCGUUCCCCUUCGAGCAGAGGGAGCUGUAUUCCGCAUCGCAGCCCGCGUUGUUCCUGGUGGACGAUGGGCAGGCGGUGUGGCUGUGGCAGGGCUGGUGGCCGCGGGGUGAAGAUGGCGAACUGGAGCCGGCAGAGAUCAAUGCUGGCGUGGGCGCGUUCGCGGCGCGCUGGCAGGCGCUGCGCGUGGCAGCCCUGCGCACGGCGGAGGCGUACUGCGCGGCGGCGGGGCGGGGCGACGUGCGCGUGGUGGCCGCCGGGUUGGAGCCGGCCGCCUUCGCGCACCUCUUCGACACCUGGCACGAGCACGACCAGGCCGCCGAGGCCAACAUCGCGCACGGGUACAAGGCGGGCGAGGCGAUGUCGGGCCGCUGCGAGCUCUCGCGGCUGGCGAGCUGCGACGCGCUUUUGCCCCUCGCAGCGCUGCAGCGCCGCCCGCUGCCCGACCACGUGGACCCGCACCACCUCGAGCGCCACCUGGCCUCGCCCGAUUUCACGGAGGCUUUCGGCAUGACCAAAGAGGAUUUCGCUGCGCUGCCGGCCUGGAAACAGACCAACCUGAAGAAGGACGUGGGCCUGUUU
Molecule: messenger RNA, 3894 nt
Organism: Iphiclides podalirius (scarce swallowtail)
Lineage: Eukaryota; Metazoa; Arthropoda; Insecta; Lepidoptera; Papilionidae
Source: the annotation of a GenBank genome assembly